CUGCAUUCGAUUGCCGGCUGACGAUGGCGGAGCUGCGCGACGCGUACAAAGCCAUCAAGCUCCUCCAAGAUGCGCUUAGCAAGUCCAAGGCCGACACAGCAUCUCUGCGCAACCACUUCAAGGCGCAGCUCGAGCAGUACCAACUGCAAGUGCACGCGCUCCGCGACGAGCUGGCGGCCAAGCCUCUGGACGAGACCAAGUCCAUGCCAUGCCAACACCAUGGCCUUGGCAUUGAAGCUGCCGAGCGCAAGCAUGCGAUCGAAGUUCAAGCUUUGCGAGAUGAGCUUGCGCUUGCGCAUCGGUACCGCGAAGAGGCGCUAGCGGAGCUCGCGCAAUGCCGCGCCACCUUGGUCGCGCACCAGAACGCGAGUCAGAACAGCCUCAAGGAGCGCCAGGCGACGCACGAGGCUGAGGUCCUCGGUCUGCAGCAAACCAACGCGAUUGUACUCCUGGAAAAGCACGUGCUCCAAGACGAAGUGACGACGCUUCGGACUGUCGUGGCCGGCCACGUAGCGUCCAAGGAGGCUCUUGAAGACCACACGCGGCUGCUGCUUCUACAGCAGCAUACGCUGCAAGAGCAGCUAGCGCUGACCCUCGAAGACCGAGAUGCUGUACGGCGAGUUUCGGACGCGCUGCAGUCGCAAGUGCAGUCCCUCAAGCAGGAGCUGGACGCGGUAGCCCAGCACGACCAAAAGCAAGCACAUCGCAUAGAGUUGCAAGAUGCGUCGAGUGUCAUGACCGAGACGGACAAGGUCUUUUCAGACGUUCCAGCGACGCUGGCGGCCCUCCUGCGCGAGAAGGUGAAGCUGCAAAGCGACGUGGCCGCACUCCGAGCGUUCACACACGACCACGUCCAGACGACGCUGGCGAGCGUCCAAGCACACCUUUGCAAGGAGUGGGCGGCCUUCCAACUCGCGCAGGUAGCACCACUCAAGACCAUGGCGGCCGACUUGUGCACCAAGGUCGAAGGCCUCGAGCAUGCCAAGGUGGAGACGGCGACGUCGCUGCGCGCCCAGUGGAAGACACUUCGUGCUUUUUGCCAAGCAGAGCUUGCGGCGUUCGCAGAAGAGCAGAGCGAUGCCAUGGUCUACGUCGUUGCUCAAGUCGCCAACCUACAAGCGUCCCGAUCACCUUCGACCGCCCCAGAGCUCGUCGACGACACGACAGGUCUCGACGCAAACGCGCCGUGGUCGACCUGUGUGCCAACACUACUCGAGGUUGUGGGGCCUUUCCAGAAGCUCGUCCAGUGCCUCUCCCAGCUGCAGAGCCUUCUCAAGACGAUGGCGCAUCAUGGUCGUGCGCUCGAAGACUGGUCCGACGCGGUGACACACGAGCGUAUCUGGUCGAUGGUGUUGCUGGCCCAGCGCCUCGUGUCGACGGCACCGCCCCACGCCCUUGGAGAGACCGUCGCCGCGUGCCACCGCGCCGUGCACGACCAGUUGUAUGGAUGGCACGAGGUCCAGAGCAAUUAUGUGGGACCAACUCCUGUCUUUGGCAUCCACUCGCCCGAGGUCGACCACAUCAUGACGAGCUGGAGUGCGAGCGUCGCCGAGCAGCAAGCCGCCAAGCUAUGGCUCUCGUACGUUGCGACGGGUGACAUUGACGGCCACGAGGAAAGCAGUCACUUUCGCUUCCGGAGCCUUAGCGACGACGUCAAGGACGCCUUCCUGGUCCUCAUUGUGCCCGUGCUCAAGCAGCGCCAAGGCGACCACCUCCACGUGCGCCUCCGACGCCACCGACCGUCCACGGUCAGCGACGAGACGCGCUGGGAUCUGCUCUUGGAGGUAGGUGCGCUCAUGCGCCAGAGCCUCUCAAGCGAAAGCGACGAUCCUGUCCCGCCAUCCAAGGAGGCACCGUCGAAGCUUUUCCUCGCGAUUCAGCGCCGCCUCACCGAGCUCCAGCAGCACCCGUAGUAAGAUCUUAGUAUGCAUAACGUCGACUUGGU
Molecule: messenger RNA, 1945 nt
Organism: Saprolegnia parasitica CBS 223.65
Lineage: Eukaryota; Oomycota; Saprolegniomycetes; Saprolegniales; Saprolegniaceae
Exons: 3
Coding region: 24-1913 (629 amino acids)
Source: RefSeq, a predicted model, not a curated record